CGCCCACUUCCUCCUGCCUGUCUCUUUAACGCCCCCACCCUCCUCCAUCCUCCUGCCGCAGCAUCUCUCUGCUCUCCUCCGGGCUAAUAAGACGGACCCGCCAGGACCGGAACUCGGAACCGAACGGGAACCAUGACGGAAAGCAGUAAAACCCACGUGAUCCUGCUCUCGUGCGGCAGCUUCAACCCCAUCACCAAAGGACACAUCCACAUGUUUGAAAAAGCCAGAGAUUAUCUGCACAAAACUGGACGCUUCAUUGUGAUUGGAGGGAUCGUCUCACCAGUGCACGACUCAUACGGGAAACCGGGUCUGGUGUCCAGCCGACACCGCCUCGCCAUGUGUCAGCUGGCCGUCCAGUCCUCUGACUGGAUCAGGGUGGACCCCUGGGAAUGCUACCAGGACACCUGGCAGACCACCUGCAGUGUGUUGGAGCAUCACCGCGACCUGAUGAAGAGAGUCACUGGCUGCAUCCUGUCCAAUGUCAACACGCCGUCCUCAACCCCCGUGAUCGGACAGCCACAGAACCAGAACCAGUCCCUCUACCAGAACCACAGCAACAUGAAACACAAGCCUACAGCUGUGAAAGUGUGGGGGAAGCUCAGUGAGAGUUUCAGCAGGAUGUGCUGCGUCCGACCUCAAAUGGACCACUUUCCCUUUGUUGAUGAAAACGCCAACCUGGGUACGACCAUGAGAUACGAAGAGAUUGAGUUGCGCAUCUUGCUUCUGUGUGGCAGUGACCUCCUGGAGUCCUUCUGCAUCCCUGGUCUGUGGAAGGACAGUGAUAUGGAAGUGAUAGUGGGAGACUUUGGGAUCGUGGUGGUACCUCGUGAUGGAGCAGACACCGAGAAGAUCAUGAAUCACUCGUCCAUUCUCCGCAAGUUCAAGGACAACAUCGUCAUUGUGAAGGAUGACAUGAACCACCCUAUGUCCAUUGUCAGCUCCACCAAGAGCAGACUGGCCCUACAGCACGGAGAUGGCCACGUCGUGGACUACCUGAGCCAGCCCGUCAUCGACUACAUCCUGCAGAGUCAGCUCUACAUUAACGCCUCUGGAUAGACGCCCCCCCUCUGCCUGUCAUACACCAAAGCUGGGGAAGCAGAAGUGAGGGGUGGGGCCUCCCCAACCGUCAUCUACCAAACAACUGCCCAUCCUAAAACUUCCUUAUGUUUCGUCCGUCUGGAGCUUCCUCGUUGAAUUUGACACCAGGAGCAUCCCUGUUCCUCCAUCUAUGUCAUGUGACUUUACCUUCAGGGAGGGAGGGGGGAGGAUGUGUUUUCUCUUUCCAUUUUUUAGAUCAACGUUUAGAGAUGCAUGACUGAGCAUGCUCAGUGUGCUGACACCUCUUCUGUAUCAGGGUAGCGUUGAGCCGUAAUCAGGGUCAACGGGCUUCAAGCACGAGUGUGGUUCCUCUGGUUCCACAGUGAGGUUCCUCAGGUAGCUCAGCGUGGUUCCUCUGGUCCCCUUUAGCAUUGCUUUUGUUUCCUCAAGAAAAUUAACACUAUUUCACCAUCUAAAUGAUGGAAAACCUAACCUUCAAUUUCAAAAGCAGACCUGGGAACGCCCAGGGAGUUUGGGAUCUGACAAAGUGAGCAGCAUUUCUUAUCUGCUGUGACAUUUACACGAGUUUGAGCUGCUGUUCUUAGCUGAAUCUGUUGGUGAUGCUUCAUGACUACGACCUAAAUCGAAACGAAAAUCUAAUAUGUUCUUCAUUGCAACUGCAGCCCAUUUCAGAUCAUGAAGGAGCACCUUAACCCAAGCUAUUCUGCUAUUAGCAUUCUGACUCGUAGGGUUUCAUCUUGGUUGUUCUCUCUUUGCAGAUUCUUCUUGAGUGUAGCUUUGUACUUUUUAACAGAAAAACAUCCAAAGAUCAGGAAUGGUGUCUUUUUCAUCCUCUGCUGGGCUACAAGCCUCUAAAUCUAAACACUUUUGGGAAAGUUUCAGGUCAGAAGUUGAGUGGAUUCCUGCAUAAAGCCCUGAGUUUUCUGCAAGUUCAUCAAAGACCAUAGUCGUGUAGAUGUUUCACAAAGACUUUAACUGCAGGGUUAUCAUGGUGACACAACGUGACCUGAUGAAGAUGAAGCAGUCCUCUUCUUCUUCCUUGGUUCUUAGACUGCAUGCUUCAUUCUGACAGAUCCGUUCUGGCAUGAAUGUUUAUCACGUGUUAGCUAUUAUGGUUUGUUGUGAUCGUGUUUGCAAAAAAAAUGAAAGAAAAAAAAACACAGCUGUGGAUGGCAGGGGGCGAGGUGGCUCCUCAUCUCCAGGUCUUUUUGAGUUUCGUUGCAGCGAUUUCGGCUAACGGUCCGACUACUAUUUGGGUUCUAGCCAACCGUCUUUCUGAGGCUGUGAGUUUAAACUAAAAUGUGACGAAUUCUGAUCGACCGAGAACCUAGCAGCGUAUGCAUGAAAACAACUUAAUUAUGCUGUUCUCAAGGUGUGUCAUAAGUUUACGUGCUUUUCAAAUUGUUGUGACAUGAUGCCCUCUGCUGGCAGAAUAAAGUAUUUUAAUUCUAA
Oryzias melastigma (Indian medaka) is the source of this 2511-nucleotide messenger RNA. It is a transcript of the gene nmnat2, whose product is annotated as nicotinamide nucleotide adenylyltransferase 2. Bases 133 to 1056 code for a protein of 307 amino acids. The transcript is spliced from 11 exons. The record is from RefSeq and is a predicted model, not a curated record. Gene Ontology annotation, biological process: NAD+ biosynthetic process. Gene Ontology annotation, molecular function: nicotinate-nucleotide adenylyltransferase activity; nicotinamide-nucleotide adenylyltransferase activity. Gene Ontology annotation, cellular component: Golgi apparatus. Lineage: Eukaryota; Metazoa; Chordata; Actinopteri; Beloniformes; Adrianichthyidae.